Clonostachys byssicola is the source of this 909-nucleotide messenger RNA. NCBI's taxonomy places the organism in Eukaryota, Fungi, Ascomycota, Sordariomycetes, Hypocreales, Bionectriaceae. The record is from the annotation of a GenBank genome assembly.
AUGAGCAUGAAAACGGUGCUCAUCACAGGGUGCAGGGACGGCAGCGCAGGGUCAGCCCUGGCUCUUGAAUUCCACUCCCGGGGACAUCGCGUCUUUGCCACAACGACGGACGGUUCCAGAAUGAGUUCCUUAGAAGCCUGUCAAAAUAUCUUUAUUCUAGGGCUCGAUGUCACGUCACAAGCUUCUAUAGAAGCCUCUUUCUUAGAGGUCCAUGACGCUAUCGCUGCAGAGAGCAACGGCAAGGCACCCCAUCUUGAUAUCCUGAUCAACAAUGCGGCUAUUUUCAAGGCCAUGCCACUGGCUGAUGUCAAGUUGGAGGACGGUCGCAAAAUCUUUGAGGCCAACUUCUUCGGCAUCUUGGCUGUCACUCAGGCUUUUCUGCCUCUACUUCAAUCACCAUCCCCCGGAGACCGACCAAAGGGGCAUGUUGUGAAUGUGAGUAGCAUAGCGGCAACUAUGUGUCCACCCUGGCAAGGCAUGUAUGCCUCAAGCAAAGCAGCACUACUAGCGAUGAGCCACGUUAUGAGGGUGGAGUUUGCACCUUUGGGCAUUUCCGUGACCGUUGUCAUGUCUGGAGGCGUAGAAACGGCUGGGAUCAGAGAGAGCCAUCAACAGAACGAGAAAUUACCGGAGGGUAGUCUCUACAGUGUUCUUGCGCAGUCAAUUGAGACUAACGAGCGCGGGAGGAGCUUCAAAGGAACAGAUGGCGCAGACUUUGCUAAACAGGUGGUAGGCGAAAUUUUGUCGAAGAGAAAGAAGCCUAUGAUCUGGGGAGGCGCAUUUUCAUGGGUUGCGUGGGUGUUGAGUUGGUUUGGAUGGGUGGGAAUGAUGGACAAGGGGCAAAUCGAUGGUCAUGGCCUAAACAAGUUAUAUGGCUCAGCAGCACGGAUAUCAGGAAAAGAAGACUGA